This is a messenger RNA of Tetrahymena thermophila SB210, 661 nucleotides long. Its product is annotated as cyclic nucleotide-binding domain protein. NCBI's taxonomy places the organism in Eukaryota, Ciliophora, Oligohymenophorea, Hymenostomatida, Tetrahymenidae. The transcript has 7 exons. Gene Ontology annotation, molecular function: small GTPase binding; GTPase activator activity. The record is from RefSeq and is a predicted model, not a curated record. Gene Ontology annotation, biological process: nucleocytoplasmic transport; activation of GTPase activity. Gene Ontology annotation, cellular component: perinuclear region of cytoplasm; cytosol; nucleus. The annotation marks the transcript as partial.
UAACAACAAAAUUCUUUUUAAGGAUGUAUCAAUUUUAUGUUCGACCUUAGCAAGCUGCACCUUUCUCUCAAAUUUAAUGCUCAAUUUAUGCAAAAAUAAGAUUGGAGCAACAGGUGCAUCAAAAAUAUUUUCUGCUUUAAAAAAUUGCAAAUAGCUCUCGAUUUUAAAUCUAGAUCUAAGUUACAAUUAAAUUGGUACACAAAAUACAUUUGGUCUAGGCUCUGAAUUAGCAGACUGCUAGAAUCUCUAAAAUUUGACUCUGAAUUUUGACUACAAUUAAAUUGAUACAUUAGCUGCAAAAGAUUUAGUUUUAACUUUAGCAAGUUGUCCUAAUAUCUCAAUUUUGAUGCUGAAACUUUAUGACAAUUUAAUAGAUGAAUAGGGUGGAUUAGCUUUAGGUUCUGCUUUAAGUAAUUUCAAAAACCUUUCAAACUUGACUCUAGACCUUAGUUAUAAUAGAAUUGGUGAAUUUGGUGCAUAAUAUUUAGGUUAAGCUUUUAUAAAUUGUGCUAGCCUUUAAAAUUUGGCUCUAUAUCUCAUUUACAACUCAAUUUGCUCAUAAGGUGCGUUAAUGCUAUGCAACUCUUUGGCAAAAUGUACUAAUAUAUCAGCAUUGUCACUUAAUCUCUAGUAAAUAAAAUAGUAUAUUUUUUUUAAUUGA